AUGGAGCCUUGUUGUGUGCCCAUCCCCCACCAUGACCGCAGAGCGGGAUUGAAAUUCAAGAACCGCCAGCUUCGACUGAACGUGACAACGAGCCAAGGGAACAAGCCAUCAGGUUCGUUCUGGGUUUCCAGUUGCCUAGCUCGCUUGCCAUGCAGUUCUGUUCCCUGUCUGCUGGGUAUGGAAGGAGAGGCAUGGAAGGCGCCAGGGAAGAAUCACGACCUCACCGAACCAGGUCCUUCAAAACGAAUCAGCCAGCGAGUCCACCACCUCCACUCCCGCCCGCUCUCACCCACACCCCGCCAACAACCUCUUUCGCAGCCAUCUCCUCUCGCUUCCAUCAUGGCCUCGCCGCGGUUCUCGUUUCUAGCAGCGUCGCUCGCCGUUCUGCUCCUAGCCACGGCGAGCUGCGCAUUCGCGCGACUCCACGCUGCCCCCGUUGUUAAGCCCGCCCCAUGCAAGAAGUCGGGUCUGAAGUACGCCAAGUCCGUCGCGCUCACCACCAACCUGUUCUUCCACUGGAACAUCACCGCGGCGAAGGACGGAAUCAUCGCUGCGAUUGAGGCGAAGAAGGGUAGCGGCGCCGAGAAGGGCUGGAUUUCCAUUGGCUGGACGGCCACACGUGGCAAAAUGUGUAACUCCGACGUGGUUGUGGGGAAUCUCGCGGCAGCUGCGCCGAACAACGUGCUGGCUUACUCGAUGACCAGCAGGGACCUGAGCGGGAUUCAAACGACAAAUGCCGUGACGCUCUCAGCGACAUCUGUGGUAGCCACCGCUGCCCCUGCCACUGGUGGCAAGAUUGUUAAGUUCACUCGCACUGGCGGCGGCGGUCUGGCGCCUGUCACUUACACGGGCAGCAACAACAUGAUCUGGGCCUUCUCGAAAACCCAAGAUUUCUCCAAAGUCCACACCAAACGAGGGAGCAUCGUUAUCAACCUCGCGUGCUAG
Closterium sp. Yama58-4 is the source of this 945-nucleotide messenger RNA. Lineage: Eukaryota; Viridiplantae; Streptophyta; Zygnematophyceae; Desmidiales; Closteriaceae. The record is from the annotation of a GenBank genome assembly.